AUGGUGCUGGAUCAAGACGUAGUCAUCAUGAGCGGCCAGGCGCGCGUCAUGGGAGAGCGCGGCCUCGGCCGCAGGGACUACUCGCUGUUCGCGCGCGCGGACGAGGGCAUCAAGGCGCUGCACCUGUGGGCGGAGGGUGCUGGAUACGCGGACAUGUGGCGCCGCCGCAUGACCCCCGAGGCCCUGGCCGUGGCGCAGCUGCAGGCGGCCGCGGUCAGCGAGGAGCUGGCGCUUGACAAGUGGCGCAGGCACACCAAGGAUUGCGCGGCCUGCCAGCGGGUGUUUGCCGCCGCCCUGCUGGGGUCCAAGGCCCUCACAGCCCUGGCCGCCCUGCUGGCUGCGGCCGCCCUGCCCCUGGCCGCCAGCGGCGCGGGCGCCUGGGCCGCCGCGCUGCUGGCCGGCGCCGCGGCGGCCGCGUACGCGCGGGAGCGGCUGGCGUGGUGGGCGAGCUGGGUGUUUGUGUCGAGCAAGCCGCGGUGGCACAAGAAGGGCGGCCUGACGCUGGUCAACGGCCUGGGGCCCCUGCAGCUUUGA
Messenger RNA from Monoraphidium neglectum, 534 nucleotides. RefSeq lists its product as hypothetical. The transcript is spliced from 4 exons. Bases 1 to 534 code for a protein of 177 amino acids. The record is from RefSeq and is a predicted model, not a curated record. NCBI's taxonomy places the organism in Eukaryota, Viridiplantae, Chlorophyta, Chlorophyceae, Sphaeropleales, Selenastraceae.